GAGGUAGUCAAAUUGCAAAGGAUGCUGCUAUCUUCGUGAGGAUGGUGCUUAUUUUCGCUAUCUAGGUCCAAGUCGAGGGUGUGGUCCUGUUGGACAGUACUACAGAACCCUUGAUGUUUGUGCAACUGCACCCACUUGGAUGACCUUUCGUUCUUGUUUCCUGCAGAUUGAUCGUGUCGUGGUGCCGCUCCGUGUUGAAAAUUGACGAUUACAAGAACAGAAAAAAGUAGCAGAAUGGACUACUCCAAGAGAACAGAUGAAUUACAGCAGUUGUGUGUACUAUGGAUCAACUAGUACUACACAUGUAUCAGCUAGAAGCCUUCUGUUUAAUUUUUCGUUUUAGACGUGACGCCUCCUAAAGGGAACAACAAACCACACGACAAUUCUAUCGGAUACUAGUAGAAAUAGAAAAUGCCUACCGACGCCUACGUUUACGAGCUUCUUCCGACUUACUAUGACCGUCAUUUUCCGUUUGACGAUCUGGUAACAUGGAUGGGCGGUGCGGAAAAGAACCGAAAACGGGAAAUCACAUUUCAACUCCCACCGGAGAUUUACAUCCGGUAUUUUUGCUAAAGCAAUACGAUAGAAUUAGAAGCAUAGUUGUCUCGUUUGCGACAGUAAAUUACGCUACUGUGUGGUCUGCAAGAAGAAGAAGAAGGAGAACUACAUGACCAUGGAGUCCUCUGAUUGUAAAUAUAGGUAUUUUUUUGAUCAUGGAGACCUUCUAAAAACCCAAAAAAGCAGCCUGUUUAAUAUCAUGCAUCCGAUGCAAGAAAUCAAGAAAAUUAAACACGGAUGGAAAUAAAACAAACUGGUGACUACAGGUUCAACUCCUACAGUGAUGCCACUGCUUGGAAAACCGCUGUCAUGAAAAACAAGCCAGACCGAAUGGAAAUCGGGCCGGUCUAUUCCCACGAACCGCGGACAAUAUGACAGUGCACAACUCCCCCUCCCCCUCAUUUCUUUAGCAUGCUCGGCAUUACAAGCAUCAGCAAAAAUGCCGGUUUUGCGUGACAAAUUUGUGCUGGAGUGUAGUGCAAUUUGGGAUGCCAGAACUUGUUGUCAUGCAAGCAGUGCCAUAAGGCCGUGACUGGAGUCGGGGUUUUGCAUGACAAAUGAGGGGGAGGGGGGGUCGUGCACUCUCAUAAACAAAGGACGGAAUACACAAAGACAUGUUCUACCCGUAUUCUAGGGAAAAACGUCCCCACGUCGACCCCAUAGUUCGUUGAAGUCUGCGACACAAGUCCAGAAGUUUUGGAAGUCAGCACCCGCGCAUGACAAGUUUUUCGCUGUAUGGUGGUGCAGGUUAGCAAGGACAGCCGUAUUUAUUUCACAAGACCGUUUUCUUGUCCUGUUUUUCGAUGCGUAUUACAAAUGUUCCUGUGGUGGCAAAACCGCAUGACAAGACUCUGGGGUCAUCUUGGAGACGUUUUUAUUCGGGAUAACCCGACAGAAAGGGAGCUCAUCUUUGAUAUCGACAUGGAUGACUACGACGAGGUGAAGAUGCUUUUUAGAACAAGUUGAACUCCCUUGUCAUGCUAGCGUUUCGAUCGCUUUUGCGACGUUCUGGUGCACGACAAAGUUGUACAACAGUGGUUUAUUGUCCUGUAAUCAAUUGCUUAUAUAUACAAACUCAAACAUUCUCCACCAGGUCCGAACCUGCUGCACGGGGGCGAAACUUUGCCACAAGUGUUGGACGUUCCUGAAGGCUGCGAUGAUCUUGCUCCGCAACAUUCUGAUCGAGGAUUUUGGGUUUGAGCAUUUCAUGUUCGUGUACUCCGGACGGCGUGGUGUACAUUGCUGGGUGUCGGACGAUAUCUUCUGCAAAAGUAUCGCACUCGUAUAAAUGCAUUACAAGUUUCCUCAGCAUGAAGCAUAAAGUUUGUAAUGCUGAUUUACCUGAAGAAAAAGAUCUGUAAAUGCAUGACUGCAAUGCGAGUGCGUUAGUUUUGCAAUGCAUAGACGAAAGUGCCAUGAAGCUGACGAACGACCAGCGAUCCGCCAUAAUUGAAUACAUCAACCUCUUCAACGUAUCAAAUGUAAAUAUGUCUGGGUCUGGAAAGUUGUGAUGCUAAUGUCCACAUUUGAAUGAUACGCAACCUGUACCUGUAUUAGGGGGGCGCGCAUGACACGUUUCUGAGCGGCGGCUAUGCCUAGCGUGAACCGCAUGACAAAUGGCCUUUUUUCGUGACAAGCAACUGGCACUGUAGCGCGCCGAGCAUGACAGACUUUUCUGUCUUGUCGGCCAAGCAUCACAGACUUGCUUUCUUCCAGACCCAGACAUUUUUGCACUGGAUACAAUGUGCAGUCCAACCAAAUCCAGAAUAUCCGGUUGGAGAAACACGGCGCCACUACUAUUGCGAGGAAAAAUCCCCCGUCCCCACAUCGAAAAGGACAUUUGUGAUGCUGGGUUUGCGUACACAAAUCGAGUUCUAUUGCUAGAAGGCCAAGAAACGCAGUUUUGGCCUGAACUGCAGGAAGUUUGUCAUGCUGUUUCCCACUACUUCCAGUUGCUUCCUGUCAUGCUGAAGAUGCAAGGCUUUCCCAUGCCAGCGGGCGCUACAGUCCGAAGCGAGCUGGUGCCUUCGUUCUAGCAUGACAACGCGAGGAUAUGUGGUCACAAAUCAUGCUACACAAAUCUCCACUUUAGUAUGGGGAGGGGCGAUUUUUCAUUUUGAUCACUACGCUGCAUCCGCACGUCACCCGGUCGGUGAAACUGCUGGAGCCCUUUUUGUAUGCAUUGCAAAAGUAUCGUACACGUACUAGUGGAAAUCGCAUUACAAAUUUGCUUAGCAUAAGAAAUGGAAUUUCUCAUGCAGUUUUAUCUUGAGAAUAAGAUUUGUCGUGCAUACCUGCAAUUAGUACGAGUGCGAUACUUUUGCAAUGCAUACAAUGCUGGACAAAAUUCUCCCAGAGCAGGAGCCCCUGAACCCACCAUUGGCAAAUAACAAACACCUGAUGUGCAUCGAGCAGGUCCUCUCCGCAACGAAUAAAGACCAGUUAGCGAGUCAGUUCAAGGACUUCUGCAGCAAAGUAGAACAAAGGAAAAAGGAAAGCAGCAAGUCUGUCGAUGUGUACCGUUUUGUCGAGAAGGUCUCGAAAGACGAGCUAUCGAUUGCGAAAAUGUCUGGGUCUGGAAGAAUACAAACUUGUGAUGCGCAUUUCAGAACAUAGAGAAAUCUCCCAUGCAUAGGCAGCAAAAGCUGCCCACUUUCUGUCACCAAAAUGGGAGAUUUGUGAUGCGGAUUCGGUAUUGCGGAAGCUUCUGGAAACCUGUGAUGCUAGAGCUUUCAUGCCAGCCCUUCUGUGUCAUGCAAAAUCAGCAUAAUUCUUCCAGACCCAGACACUUUUGCAGUUAAUACGAGCAGCAAGCCGCAAGCGAAAACAGGUCCGGGUACGGGAAGUCAAACCAAGGCAACUCCGAGGCGCUGCAGCUAUCAACCGCAAAUAUGUCGGGGUCUGGAAACUUGUGAUGCUGGGUUGUGACUAGUAAAUUUUCUGUGAUGCACAGCCAAGCAUGAGAAACAUUUUCGUGGCUUAGUGUUACGCUUUCCGCACGACAAACUGCGUUUUUGCAUGACAAGCCGAGGGCUCUCUUCUUGGACGCGCAUCACAAACUCUGUAGUCAUGCCAGACAAGCAUGACAAACCUGCCAUCCUUCCUGACCCAGACAUUUUUGCAAUGCAUAGCAGCACUUGCAGUACGAAACGCUUCUGCGACUCCUCUUCCCGCGGCUGGACGUGAACGUGACGAAGCAGAUGAACCACUUGGCGAAGUGCCCCUUCUGCAUCCACCCGAAGACGGGCCGAUAUGCUUUGCAAAUAUGUAGCCUGGGUCUAGAAGAUUGCCAUGUUUGUCAUGCUUGUCUCACACGAGUCUUAAAUGAAUCUGUAAUGCAUGAGCAGGUUAAAGGCUCUCUCCUGUCAUGCAAAUAUGCAGUUUGUCAUGCGGAAAGCGAAAGACACAGGAGCUCCAAAACUUGUCAUGUGUGGCUGCAUGUUGCAAUGCGCGCACCAUUCACCAACUAGCAUCACAGGUUUCCAGACCCAGACAUGUUUGCAAUGCAUAGCCGAGUUUGCGUGCCAAUCAUCGAUAUCGAGAAUUUCGACUUCGAAACCGUGCCAACGCUCGGGAACCUGAUUGACGAAAUAGAAGCGAACAUUCCGAUUGAGAAAAGUUGUUUGCAGAAAUACCUGGCGUGGUUUUCGAAAUACUGCGGAAAGUUGAAAAAGCAGGCGGACGAAAGUACCGUCGCGGCCAAGAUGACAACUAAGAACAAGAACACUGCUAUGCAACGCAAAGGUAUCGUACUCGUGGUAUUUUUGCAUGUAAACACUAGCUCAGCAUGACCACUGUUAUAUUGAAAUUGUAAUGCUGAUUUAGCUUGGAAAAGGUAUUUUGAUGCAUGAUUGCGAUUGCUCCGAGACCGAGUUCGAUGCUUUUGCGCAGGAUAACCGCAGCAGGGAAUAGCAGAGCAGUGAAGAUGGAAGUGGAUUAGUAGGCCGA
Amoebophrya sp. A120 is the source of this 4506-nucleotide messenger RNA. NCBI's taxonomy places the organism in Eukaryota, Dinophyceae, Syndiniales, Amoebophryaceae. The record is from the annotation of a GenBank genome assembly.